Chlamydomonas reinhardtii is the source of this 5734-nucleotide messenger RNA. RefSeq lists its product as uncharacterized. Gene Ontology annotation, cellular component: cytosol. NCBI's taxonomy places the organism in Eukaryota, Viridiplantae, Chlorophyta, Chlorophyceae, Chlamydomonadales, Chlamydomonadaceae. The coding region runs from base 164 to 5044 and encodes 1626 amino acids. Gene Ontology annotation, biological process: trehalose biosynthetic process. The record is from RefSeq and is a predicted model, not a curated record. The transcript is spliced from 27 exons. Gene Ontology annotation, molecular function: alpha,alpha-trehalose-phosphate synthase (UDP-forming) activity.
CUCACAAGCGUACUUGCUGGGGGUUAUCCACAGGCAUUGAUAUUUCCCAGGCUGGGUCAAGCGCUUCUGAGUUGGCAUGGCUUGCCUCCUGAUGGCUAUAGGAAGCCAGUUGUAUUAAACUAAGCGGGCACUCCAUUAGCAGCAAAUUGCGCACGCGGGAACAAUGGAGCGGGUUGUCAGCGGGCUGGACCCUGACGCGAUACCGUCAGAUGAAAAUGUUUCAAGCUCGCUGCCAACUACACGUGUCGACCGCUUGCUCCGCGAGCGCAUUCGGCGGAACAGAAGCCACCAGGCUUUUGAUGUGUAUGAGGACCCGCCGCCCGAGGACCCGGUGCUUGAAACGGUGCCGGAGCCCCCGCUGGCCGCUCGGCUCGUGGUCGUCGCCAAUCGGCUGCCGGUCACGUGCAGCAAGGACAGCAACGGGCGGUGGCAGCUGCAGUCCUCCGCGGGCGGGCUGGUGUCUGCGCUCAAGGGCGUGAGUAACUACGUGACGCUGUGGAUCGGCUGGCCCGGCAUCUGGGUCAAGGCCGGCCGCGAGCGGGACGAGCUGACGGCCAUGCUCAAGAGCGAGGGCUACUGCCCCGUGUGGAUGGACCACACGCUGCUGGACCUGUACUACAACGGCUUCUGCAACAGCGUGCUGUGGCAGCUGUUCCACUACGUGCCGCUCAACAUCGACAGCUGGCAGAAGAUGGCGGAGCACCGCGCCAUGCAGAUGCAGUGGCAGGCCUACCAGGUGGCCAACGAGAAGUUCGCGGACGUGGUUCUGGAGGAGUACAGCUCGCAGGACGUGGUGUGGGUGCAGGACUACCACCUCAUGCUGCUGCCCAGCCUGCUCAAGCAGGCCGUGCACAAGAUGAAGGUGGGCUUCUUCCUGCACACGCCCUUCCCCUCCUCCGAGAUCUACCGCACACUGCCCGUGCGCGAGGAGGUGCUCCGGGCGGUGCUGGCUGCCGACCUGGUGGGCUUCCACACCUACGACUACGCCCGCCACUUCAUCUCCAGCUGCACCCGCAUCCUGGGGCUGGAGGGCACGCCCGAGGGCGUGGAGAACAACGGCGUGCUGACGCGCGUGGGCACCUUCCCCAUCGGCAUCGACCCGGAGCGCUUCACGCGCGCGCUGGAGAGCGAGGAGGUCAACAGCCAGACCGCCAAGCUGCUCAACAGAUAUGCGGGCCGCAAGAUCAUGCUGGGUGUGGACCGGCUGGACAUGGUCAAGGGCAUCCCGCAGAAGCUCCUGGCCUACGAGAAGUUCUUGGAGGAGCACCCCGAGUGGAGGGACAAGGUGCUGCUGGUGCAGAUCGCGGUGCCCUCCCGCACUGACGUGCCCGAGUACCAGAAGCUGCGCAGCAUGGUUCACGAGAUCGUGGGUCGCAUCAACGGGCAGUACGGCACGCUGACGUACGUGCCCAUCUACCACCUGGACACCUCGCUGUCCUUCACCGAGCUGUGCGCGCUGUACGCCGUGACGGACGUGGCGCUGGUGACCAGCCUGAGGGACGGCAUGAACCUGGUGAGCUACGAGUACGUGGCCUGCCAGAGCGACAACGCGGGUGUGCUGGUGCUGUCCGAGUUCGCCGGCGCCGCACAGUCCCUGGGCGCGGGCGCUCUGCUUGUGAACCCCUGGAACAUCUCCGACAUGGCCACCGCCAUCUACGACGCCCUGUCCAUGAGCGAGGACGAGCGGCGCGAGCGGCACCGGCAGAACUACAUGCACGUGCAGACCCACACGGCGCAGCACUGGGCGGACACGUUCAUCACCGAGCUCAACGACACACACAUUGAGGCGGACCUGCGCAUGCGGCACACGCCGCCGCCGCUGGACGUGCAGGAGGUGGUCCGCGCCUACCAGUCCUCGCGGCGGCGCCUGGUGGUUCUGGGAUACAACGCCACACUCACAACCAGCGUGGAGGCGCCCAGGCUGCCCAAGCGCCAGUUCGAGCAGGUCAAGGCGCUGGCCAAGGUCAACCCGCGCGUGAUGCAGUCCGUGUGCGAGCUGUGCACGGACCCGAACAACGUGGUGGUUAUCUUCAGCGGCAGCGAGACCUCCAAGCUGGACGAGGUGUUUGGCCACCUGCCCGUGUGGCUAGCAGCGGAGAACGGCGUGUACGUGCGCCCGCCCGCGGCGCCGCUGCCGGGGGGGCCGGGAGGAGGAGCCGGAGGGGCGGGCGGGGGAGGAGGAGGCGGCGGCGGCACGCCCAAGGCGCCGGCGCUGCCGCGCGGGCAGAGCCUGCCGGGCGGCGCGCCAGCGCACCAGCAGCAGCAGGAGCCUCGGCCGCCGCUGCCGCAGUGGAAGUGCGUGUUCGACCAAGUGCACUGUGAGUGGAUGGAGUCGGUGCAGCUGGUGUUCGACUACUUCUGCGAGCGCACGCCGAGGUCGUUUGUGGAGGCGCGCGAGACCAGCCUGGUGUGGAACUACAAGUACGCUGAUGUGGAGUUCGGCCGAAUCCAGGCUCGCGACCUGCUUCAGCACUUGUGGACGGGCCCCAUCAGCAACGCCCCCGUCGAGAUCAUCCAGGGCGGCAAGAGCGUGGAGGUCCGGCCGGUGGGUGUGACCAAGGGCCUGGCUAUGCAGCGGCUGGUGGGCAUCAUCGCCACAGAGGGCGGCAUAGAGGCGGCGGCCUUUGACAUGGUGCUGUGCAUAGGCCACCUGCUGGGCCGCGAUGAGAACCUCUUCUCCCUCUUCGAGGGCGCGCGCAUCGACGGCGCCGCGCCCGCGCACAACAGCCGGUCUGAGCGAUUCGCGGCGGCGGCCGCCGCCGCAGCCGCCGCGGCCGCCAACGGCGGCGCCGGCGGCCAGGCGCUGAACGACAUGCUGGGGUCGGCGCUGGGCGGGCGCGGCGGGCGCGGCGCGGCGGCGGCGGCGGCCGCGGCGGCAAGCCUGCAGGCGAGCCACACGCGCAGCAGCAGCACGGGCGGCAUCAACUUGUCCACGGUGCUCGAGGUGCCGCCGGGCACGGCGGCGGCGGCGGCGGCGGGCGGUGGAUCCGGCAGCGCGCAGCGCCAUGCGGCGCUUGCCGCGGCGGCGGCGGCGGGCGGAUCAAAGGCGCCUUCCGGCCUGGCGCAGGCGCUCGCAGCGCAGGGCCACCAUUCGCAGCAGCCGCACCCGCAGCAGCCGCCCAUGCUGCACCUGCCAGGGCACGGGCAGCACGGUCAACACGGGCAACACGGGCAAGGCGGUCAAGGCGGUCAACACGGGCAACACGGACUCGGCUCCCAAAGCCCCUUCCUGGCCCACAGCACCACACCACUGCCGCACAGCACAUCGCCGCGAGCGCCCGGCGCCGUACAGAUGGCGGGCGGGCCCGGCGGCGCGGCGGCGCACGGCGGGGCGGGCCCGGUGGCUGGGUCCAGCGCGGGAGCGGCGGGCGGGCUGGCGGGCGCGAGCGGCCUGGGGGCGGGUGUGGGCGCGGGUGUGGGUGUGGGUGCGGGGCGGCACCUGACGGCGGCGCAGCUGGCCACGCAGCAGCACCUGCUGCAGCAGACACAGCAGCAGCUAGCAUUACUGCAGCUGCAGCAGCACCAGCAGCAGCAGGCAGCGGCGGCGGCGGCGCAGCAGGCGGCGGCGCAGCAGGCGGCGGCGAGCCGAAGCGGCGGCGGCGCGUCCACGAGCGGCGGCGGCGCGCCGCCGCCGGCGAUGGCGGGCCCAAUGGAGCGACGCGGCCGUCACGGCCACCGCGCGCCCGGCUCCUCCAUCAGCAUGGACCGCAUGGACAUGGGCCGGGCCAUUGCCAACGCCAUGGCGGCAGCCUCCGGGCCCAGCGUGGCGGACAGGCUGGCCGGCAUCUUCCCGCCCAAGUACCUGUACACCUGCACCGUGGGCCGCAACCGCAGCAAAGCCAGGUACGCCCUGGCCACCAGUGCGGAGGUGGGCGACCUGCUGGAGGCCAUUGUGCAGCAGGCCAUCUACCACCGACCGCCCGCCGCCGCCUGCGCCGCCUCCGCGCCCGCCGACUUCUCCCUGGGGCAGUACGGCAGCUACGUGGCGGGCAGCAGCCUGUACGGCAUCGGAUCCAGCGUCAUGACUAACGCCAUGAUGGUGCUGGGGCCCGGCGGCAGCAUGGGGCCGCCCGGCACGGCGGGCGCCGACGGCGGCGGGGGCGCUGACGUGGGCGUUGACGGUGGUGGGGUUGGUGGCCUGAGCAGCGGGUCCAGCGGCGGGCCGCUGAGCCCGGACACAAUGCUGCACAGCCUCAUGGCGCAGGCGGCGCACCUGCGCAACUUCAGUCUGGCGGAGCGGCACGGCUCCGUAGCCACCGCCAUUGCCAGCGAGGAGGCCGCCUCCCUGCCGCACUCGCCCGGGCCCGUGUCCGACUACAUACACCAGCAACAACAGCAGCAACAACAGCAGCAGCAACAGCAACAACAGCAGCAGUACCUGCAGCAACACGGCCCUCCGCACCUCGCCUCCUUCUCCAGCCACCCGCCGCCCUCCAUCGGCGGCGGCGGCAGCGGCGCGGCCGGCGGCGUCUCGGCGGCGUCGCACCACCACCAGCACUUGCCGCCGUCGCACCAGCACCCGCACCACCACCACCAUCACAACCACAACCACCAGAGCAGCACUAGCGACAGCCACCAGGGGGGACACCACAGCUCGCACUCCGGCGGCGCAGCCGCCGCCACCACCGCCGGCGCCUCGCCACGCCAUGCCUCCUCCUCGCUUCACAGCGGCGGGGCCGGCUCCAUCGCGUCAGGGCUAGGGUUAGGGCUGGGGCUGGGGCUGGGCGCGUUGCCGCCACACCUGGCCGUGAUGAUGAACGCGGGUUGUGGGCACGACAGCGAUGACGGCAGCGGCGACGGCAGCGGCACCGGCCUGGCAGUGGUCGGGCACGCGGGCCCGGCCUUCAUGGCGACGCAGCAGCCAGUGCUGCAGCCGCCGCUCGCGGCCGCGGCAGGCGCGGCUGCGGCAGGGGCGGGCGGCGGAGCGCUGAGCAACGGGCGGUUGCAGGGCGGAGGCGGAGGCGUGGGCGCGGCAGUGGCGGGGUUGGGGCAGGCUGCUGGCACGCCUGGGGGGGCAGGGGCGCAACAGCAACGCCAGGAAUGAGCGUGUGUGUCUGGGGGGUGAGCGAUUGCGUGCAGUUUGUAAAAGCGUGGUGCGUUCGGACGGGGGCCAUGUCACGUUGGGAAGGCACAGGGACAGCCUAGACAGGGACAGAGAAGAAGAAGAACAUAUACUGCAAGGAAGCCAGGCGCGUUGCAUGCGAGCUCUUCCGUUUUAUGUACUGUGGAGCGCGCCGGGACCGCCUGCCCGACGUGGCGGUGUCACUGAUUUCAUUCGUUGACGUGGCGUUGCUGUUGCUCCAUGGGUGUGGGGCGUAAGAGGUGUUGGGCUCGGCUUGGAGUUCCCCUUUUUGACUUACAGCCUGGCGCCGUUUGCUUUUCACCUGGAAGGAGUUGUCCGUCCGUAUUUCAGUUUCGGCCCCGCCGUUACCCCCUAGUCCUGGGAUGGUUAUAAGUUGACUGUAUGGCAGGUGUUUCUGGUGUGGGUGCUGUGGUGUUCCUCUGUGCGGCUGCGUGGAGUGGCUGGGAUGGCGCCAGAGCUGCAGCGACCUGCAAAGACCUGCAGAGACCUGCAAAGACCGGCGGGAGCCUCCAUAGCCACCUCUGUCACGUACAUUGCCGUUCGCGGCCGCAGGGCCCAGGGCCGUGGCUGCUGCGUGUUCAUUGAGUUGGGGCGGGGCGGGCGCUCUCCACCACUGCGACCACGCACUUGUACCGAACGGCCACAACCCCU